UUCCGCACUGACAUGACAACACACAAAUAAUUGUUAUUAUUGACAGACCGAUAAUAUGUGAACUGAAAUUUUUUGCGGCGCGUUUCCGUGCGUAUUUUCGAGAACACGCUUGGCGGGUGUAAAUACUUUACGGGCGACUUAAGCCCGUCGAAAAAACGCGGAAUUUCGCGCGAGCUUCAUUCAGCAAAGGCGAGAUUUUUUCCGUCAAACUUGCCGUCACACGCGAGAAUAUAGGUUAUGUGAGCUGCCGAGUUGAGUGAGUGAGCGAGCAAGCUCGUCGCACAUCCUUGCCCGUUUGUGGUGAGCUUCCCCGCGCGCGAUGGGCCAGGGUACGGAAACGUGCGCCGACCGACCCACGGAGGUUAGCGUCAUCAGAUUCGUCUCACGGAAUCGUACUAUUGAGGAGAUCGCGCCGAAAAAGGAAGUAUAUACCUGUAAACAACAAGGUUGCGGUAAGAUAUUCACCAAUCAAGAUGAAUAUAAGACACAUGAAGUGCUGGAAGCUUUAAAGAUUCGAUUUAUUUGUCGUGAGCCAGGUUGCGGAGAAGAAUUAUCAGAUCCAGGUAGCAUGUGGCGACAUUAUCAAGAAUGGCACAACAAUGAAACAAAUGUUUUCGCAUGUCCAUACACUAAUUGUGGAUCUUUGCACACUACUAGUAGUAAUCUCGAGGAACAUAUUGAGAGUUGUCAUAGACAGCCACCUACACUGCCAAUGGAGCCUGAGAUAAUUUGUUUUGAAGGCCCCGAGAAUGUGAUAGACGAAGAAGGCAUGCAAAAGACUGACGAAGGAUGUUACGAAAAACUGCCAAGCGAAAACUUUACCUUAAAGGAAGAAUAUGGAAGUAACGAAGAAAGUUGUCACAUUAGAGACGAGACUAAACUUCAAACAAAGAACGACUUUUGUCACGAGCAGAAUAAGAUCGCAGCUCUUACAAAUAGCGAAGAUUAUUCGAAUAAUGAGCCUUUGAAUGGUAUUAAUAAGUUCUCUAAAAGUGAGGACCUACUUAUAAUUAAGGAUAAUUUCUUACGAAAAUACGAUACCGUCACACCAAAGUGCGAGGAAAUUCUCCAAGUGGAAUGCACGCAAGACAAGAAUAAUGUCGUUUAUAUAAACGGUGACAUAACUAUCACAAAAAAUAUGAAAACGGAAGUGUGCAAUUUAAAUUUACGAAAUCAAGAGCAUAGAAUAGAUUUGGGAAACUUGGAGCGAGUUUUUCGGAAUGGUCUCGAACGUGAGAACUCGAAGAUCGAGGACAGCUCGAUAGAAACAAACAGCAAUUGUUCGGAUGACGAGGAAUACACUCCGAAGAAACAACGCAUGUCUAGGUACAAACAGGAAACAUAUAAAUGUGACGUCAACGGUUGCGGGAAGAAGUACAAAUACAUAUCGCACUAUCGUCAUCAUCAAGACAGUCAUAAAUUAGUUACGAAUACAAUUAGUUCCAAUACUGGUAAGCAAGUGUCGAAGGUAAAACAAGGAAAGGCAUCCACUGUCAGCUUCUUCAUGUAAGUACA
Messenger RNA from Formica exsecta, 1515 nucleotides. Its product is annotated as transcription factor IIIA-like. The record is from RefSeq and is a predicted model, not a curated record. Gene Ontology annotation, biological process: regulation of transcription by RNA polymerase II. Gene Ontology annotation, cellular component: nucleus. Lineage: Eukaryota; Metazoa; Arthropoda; Insecta; Hymenoptera; Formicidae. The transcript has 3 exons. Bases 320 to 1510 code for a protein of 396 amino acids.